UCUCCUCUCCAAAGUGUGUUUUUGUCAAGGUGUGAACGGACCACACACCUGUGAAGAAUCCAGGAAGCAGAGAUGCUCCCACUCCCAACUUGGGCUGCCAAAGGCUCCCCCCACCCAACUGCCUUUGAUUGGCUGCCCACAGGCCAUGAUGCCACAAUUGUAGUGAUGUCAGCAUGUGAUGUUGGGAGCCCCCAGAAUUCCUCGGCCCAUGCAAGAGGUGGCUGGAAGGUCCUGCAGAAGGGAGAGAACAGGUGGUGCAUGGGAACUGCCGUCUGUAUAUAGGGUAUAUCCAGCCCUAUGCCUAACCGGAGGCAGCUGCAAAGAGGCACGAUCAGGGUGGCAGAGCUGACAUGGUUGCCUGAGAAAGGAUGGAGACCUAUGAGGACCACCUUUGGUGCCCCUACAAUUCCCAGAGCGCGGAGGACGAGGACGAUGAUGAAGGGCCCUACCACGACCCCCACCUGGCCAGGGUGCGGGCUCGGAGCACGAGCCGCUCCCGCCACCGCUCCUCCUUCCUGGUAGACGAGCUAGACAUGCUCAUGGACAAAGCGGCCACCACCAUCCAGGCCACGUGGCGAGGCUACCUGGCGCGGAGGCGCAUCCUUCGGGAGCACGCUGCCGCCUCUGUCAUCCAGGCCGCUUGGAGGCACUUCAUCACCCGGGAGUAUGCGGCCCUGCAGCGGGAGCAAAUGCCCUCGUGGCAAGGGUACGGGCAGGAGCAUCGGGUUGAGAGGAGGAGGAGCAGGAGGAGGAAGAGUAGGAGGAGGACGCCCUCCCUGGCCUCCUUCAACGAGAGGAGCAGGUCCUGGGGGGGCCUGGAGAUGGACCGGGAAACAGCUACGAUCAUCAUCCAGGCACACUACCGGGGCUACAAGACCCGGCAGGCCCUCGCAGAGUGCAGGCGGGCAGCCACGACUAUCCAGGCGCACUGGAGGGGCUACCGCACCCGGCAGGAGCUGGCGCGGAUGCCGCAACGCCCUGCCCACCGGCCCGGCCCAACAGGGACCUACUACGGGCAGCCCAGCUACAUGCCGGGGAGCUCUUCUUGGGUGGGCCCUUACCCCAGGAAGCACUGGCGCAAGUGUCUUGUGGGAGACCCCGAGGAGUGGGCGAGCAAGGUCCCUCGGACUCAGUCACACGCGAAGGAACGCACGGGGGAAAGCAGGCGGGAGCACCUGGAAUUCCGGGAAAGGGAGCGCCCAGGAGCCAGGGAAAAGGAGCGCUCGGAACCAAAGUCGUGCCCCCGCUGCGGGAGAUGCACCACUGUGCGUGUCCUGGUGGGGGUUGGCAAGGGCCCGCCCUCUGAAUCAGACAUGGACGACAGCGAGUGCGAGGGGCAUGUCCGGCCUGCAUCUGCCAGGAGGAAGAGCCCGGCCUCCAGGUCGAGGGGGUCACGGUCGCCUGCCAGGCCUCAGCCUUACGGGUCCCAUGUGUCCUACCAGAUGGGCCCCAGGGCCUAUUACCCCGGAAACCAGAGCAUGGCGCCUGAAGACCAGCCGCGAAGGCAGGGCCGGGAUCCCGGAGGCCUGAGCCAGCGCUAUUCCACGGGGCAUGCGGCUGCCCGUCCCACGCGGGACCGCAACACAACGCGGAGCCUCUCCUCCACCAGCCUCAGCCAACAGGGAGCACCGAGCGCAGGGACCUCUGAAUGGCUUUAUGAGAACUACUGUGCCCGCCGGAUGGGCGAGGGCCAGAAGCGGGUGUUCAAGACGCGGAAGCAGAUGUGGCAGGUGGCGCGGGCGGCUACCCUCAUCCAGGCCUUCUGGAGGGGGUGGAGGGCACGGCAGAUCUUGCGCCAACAGCAGGAAGCUGCCAUCAAGAUCCAGUCCGCCUACCGGGGCUACAGGACCAGGCUGUACCUCAUCGAGGCCGGAGUGCUGAGUGAGGGAGACACCGAGUGACACCCUGCCCUUAAGAAUACGGGGCCCAGUUGGAGGAGAGGGCAGGCUGGUGGCUGUCACUGGGUGGCUGUUCCCACUGCAGCCUUUUCCUUCCUAGUACAAGAAAACGAGCUUACAUCCCAAUAAAUAAAUCCUAAUUACAAACCCUUUGGAAAAGUCAUGC
This is a messenger RNA of Lacerta agilis (Sand lizard), 2064 nucleotides long. RefSeq names its product IQ motif containing N (gene IQCN). The transcript has 3 exons. Gene Ontology annotation, molecular function: protein binding. The record is from RefSeq and is a predicted model, not a curated record. Lineage: Eukaryota; Metazoa; Chordata; Lepidosauria; Squamata; Lacertidae. Gene Ontology annotation, biological process: mitotic cell cycle; establishment of meiotic spindle localization; spindle organization. Bases 369 to 1901 code for a protein of 510 amino acids. Gene Ontology annotation, cellular component: spindle pole.